Molecule: messenger RNA, 3164 nt
Organism: Oncorhynchus mykiss (rainbow trout)
Lineage: Eukaryota; Metazoa; Chordata; Actinopteri; Salmoniformes; Salmonidae
Source: RefSeq, a predicted model, not a curated record
CUGUGCCAAUAUAGUGUCUGUGACAGCACGGGCAGCGCCAUUGAGGCUAUCUUCAUAUUAAAGUAGUAACAUUUCUUCUUCACUAUUGUCUGAGCCCUUCUGAUGACCCGAUUGGACAUGACUUCAACAGGGUCACCAGUAGGGCUCAGCCAAUGAAGUUGGUAGUCCCACCCAGUUGACUAAAUUCAAAUUGUGAAAGUACAUGCAAAUGCAGCAUUUUGCCCAUUAGAGGCCAAUAUCUUUCUCUCUGUCUGGGCUACAAUUGUAGACGGUUGCGUAAUUAUGCUUUUCACCUGUGAAAGGCUGUUGUGCUGCUAAUGAGGGAGUUCUAUUAACCUGAGCCGAGGUGCCCCGGUCCAUGGCCCCUGACAUGAAUGGAUAAAAGCGGUGAGGGCGGAGCACCCUUCUAAAAUUGAACAGUAGCCUUACAUUUAGGUAUUUGUCCUAACACUACACAGCUGAUUCAGAUUAACAAAGCUGGAUGAUUAUUUGAAUCAGCUUUGUAGGGCUAGGGGAAUAAAAAUAAAAUGUGCAGCCCUUUGGGAUUCAGGUGACUGAGUGUGGGAAGCCUUUGUCAUAGGGUAAAAGUUGCAUACCGCUGGGCUGUAGGCUGCACACCUUGGGUCAAAUAUCAGGUUCUGUAGCUGUGUAUUUUAUCGGAACAAUUCUGUUCUACAAUGAUUAUUUUCCUUAGCUCAGGGUUGUUGUGCCUAUUGAUUGCAACUGUGGGCAUACAAGCACAACAGACACCUUCUAUAAAUGACCUCAACGCUGAAUGCCUUGGUAACGUUAUUCGUUUAAGUGUCGCUCAUCUUUUUGAAGAGGUUGAUGCUGUCUUCAAUGACACACAAAUCAUAAACCUGACGCCUGGCCUUGCUACUCGGUGUGGAUUCAGCUUUAAAUUUGAUCCCAUGGGGAAUGCCAUGUUUUUUUGCUUCUCUUCAAAACUGCUUUUCCCAAAACAUGGGUGAGAUGUUCAGCUUGGUCAUGCAGUUCAGGCUGCCAGGAAACCACAUGACUGAUGUGUAUAGAGUGGGCAAAACCUGUCGCUACACCCCCUGGACCUCCCGAGAGAUUCUGUGCGACCGCAACUACAUGGAGGUGUCUGUCAGAAGGACUCUUCCAGACAUCCAAACCGUCCCCGAACACCCCACCGGGGGCCCGAAAGCAAGGAGCGCCAACUUCCGGAGAGGAGCUGAGGCUGUUGCUUCAGGAUACAAAAGGACAGCAGUCGUCUUUAGUCCUAGCAAGAAGGUCAUGAAUGUGGAUGAGGUCCAAAGAAAGGGCUAUGCAAUAGCCAACACUCCCACACGACUGGUAUUAAGAAGCUCUCAUAAUGCAGAGAAGACAUACCUCCAGAAUGUAGCUGGGGUUCCGAUGCGGGUGCUCUCAACCUCAAACUUCUUUGAGCAGAAGUGGCUGGUUACUCGAGUAGAUGCCACGGCUGUUUGUCCAACACCAGAGGCAGUGGCCUUUACUCCAGAAGUGAUCACCUGGUACAUGCCCAAGCACAUAGACCCACUUUUCUCCUCUGAUGCCUUCACUAUGUUGGAGGUGUACAUGGGAAUUGACGCUAAGAGGCUGGACACUGAAGAAAUGGCUGCCAGAAACUACUCGGUUUUAGUCACAGAGGCUCAUAUUAUUGUUGAAAUUCCGGUGGGGGUGGUUGGCGGCUAUUUCAAGAGCCAUAUUCAGGAUGACCAGUACUUUGUCACUUAUACCAUUGAGCCCAUGCUUGAGUUGCUGUGGAUCGAGGAGGUCGCACACGAGGACUCCAGCUAUAAAGUCCUCUUCCCUAUCACAACACCUCCGAUGGCCAGGCCUCCACAAGUUCGCAACUACACAGUUCCUGAGCUGGCAGUGUUUGUGCUUGAGUUGGGGACCUUCAACCUUGAUGUGGAGCUGCUGAACAUCACCUUUCCCACCAUGGUGCUAACUGUUGCAGAGUGCAACGCCAGAGGCUUCAAUGUUCAGGAGCAGAGAUCCCCAGACAACACCUUGAAGACCUUCAGGAUGGAGGUGCCCUUCUCAGAGACGGUGGUCUUUAAGAGAAGGGCGGAACAAGGUGUCACAACCUUCACUCUUCAGCUGAUCUACGGCCUGGUCAUCUUUCCAGAGUAUGAGCCUUUCUCUCACUCUGCCGUUGUGGACACUGUACUGCUGGACAUUGGUAUGUCUCUGGACUACGCCAAACUACUCUUGAAUGGUUUCCUCUCCUUAAUGAUUUGCCACCCUCAGUCACUGGCAACUGAUCAGGAGAACUUCCACAUCACUGUGGACUACAGGAACCAAGAGCCCUUUUUCGUCUUGGUUGGCAAGCGGCUGCUUAACCAUGAGCUUGCUCAACAGUAUUUAACAGAGGGCGACGCAGACCUCACCAUCACGUUGCCCUUCUCUUCGCCGGACGCAGUGUUUGAGUCGGUUCACUCGUCCUCUGUCAGGAGCAGACUGGAUGUGGCUCUGUUGAAUCCUUACAACAACAUGACCAUCAAAUACUUUUCCCUGGAUUGCAGCUUCCUCAAAACGCUGACUGGCUCCCCCACCUACAAGUGUUUCUCUAACGGAACGAUGACUGCGCUGGCGCUGAAGGUGGAGUCUGCUCCCGGUCUGAACCCCGGUCAGCUGACCCUGAGCGACCCCACCUGUGGUCCCACCUACUGCGACGAUCGCUUCGCCUACUUCCACUUCACUGUGAACUCCUGUGGCACCACCAGGAAGUUUAUCAACAAUGUCAUGCUGUAUGAGAACGAAAUCUCCUUGCCAGAUGAACAUGAGGUGAAGCUGAAUGCCACGAUGUCUUCAGAGGAGGAAUAUCAGUUGAAGGUUUCCUGCUACUAUGUGGCCAACAUCACUCGCACAUUAGCCUUCCUGACCAGGCCGCGUGACAACGAGCCUUUUGCCGAGACUGGGACGUGUCGACUAAUGGUCAGAAUGACACUCGCUCAGGGUCUUUGUCCAUUGUGAUGUGGUGAUCUGUGAUGCCAGUAGUCCCUCUGGCGGCCCCUGUAGUGGACAAUGUGUGAAUCAGGACAACCCGAAAAGAGGUCAAUGACAUGUCAAACACCUCUUUGAGGAGCGUAAUUUAUAUGCUUCUUCUGGAUACAUUCUUUGGGUGUAAUGUCUUGUUCUAACAUGUCAAAUAAAGUGUUAUGUAUAUAAAACAA